Ectocarpus sp. CCAP 1310/34 is the source of this 6874-nucleotide messenger RNA. NCBI's taxonomy places the organism in Eukaryota, Phaeophyceae, Ectocarpales, Ectocarpaceae. The record is from the annotation of a GenBank genome assembly.
CACAAGCCGCUCGCGUUCCACACGGACGCCACAGCGUAGUUGGUAGACCGACCACACGGCUUACGGAAGGAAGGAAGCCCUUCACACACAACUCUCCUGCUGACAUACAUCGACAGAGAGAGGAGGAACUUCAACAAGAAGGAGUCCCUUCCCUCCCUGUCCGCGCGCGGGCAACAGCCGCAGGUCUGCAAGAGGCCAGAAAUUUUUGCAACAAUAGCCUUCAGAGGGGAAACCAUGGCCGUCGCAGCCAUCCCGCCUCCCUCCAUGCCGUCCUCCAAGAAGAGAUGUUGGAAUCUGCUCGUGAAGGACGUCAGGAACCACGCCCAGGAGGACGAGGUGCUCUCCUCCUUCAGGAAGAGGUACACCUCUACCCGAAAGCUGGCCUUCCGGCCUGUCGCCGACUACGCCGGCGGCUCGACAACAACCUCCACCCCUCCUCCUCUCCCCACCGACACCACCACCACCACCAUCACACACGGCGGCAGAGCCUGCAUCGAGAUCCAGUUCACCGGCCCCCAGCCCAUCGAGGGCCCCGCAGGCCUGUUGUGCAGCCUUCUCGAGGCGACGUUCGUCUCGGCGCACCCCGUUCAGCUAGACCGGGGCCGCAAGCGGAAGACUCGGCCCGGCGGCGGCGGCGGUUCCCGCUCCUCCUUGUCCUCCUCCACACCGCCCUUGGCGGAAACAAGCGAAGAGGGGUGUUCGCGAAGCGUCGCGUUGAAGACCACCGCUGCCGACACCGCGAGCGCCACAGCCGGCGACAGCCCGGCCAGCAGCAGCAGCAGCAGCAGCGGCGGCAGCGGUGGCGCAGCAGGGGCAGCAAUGAAGAGUGGAGCAGCAGCAGCAAAGCACGAGGACCUCAGCGACUAUGUCAGCGACACCACCAGCUACGCCAGCAGCAGGACCAGCAGCUCCAGCGACCUCCUCGACCUCCUUGAUCACGACGACGGCAGCAGCAGCAGCAGCAGCAGCAGCAGCAGCAGCGACGCCACGUGGGCGGACGUCGGCGAACUACCCUCCACGUCGUCACCAUUCUCCCCGAACCAGGAGCAGCAGCACGCCGAUGACAUGGUCGUCAUCGACGACGACAUCUGCACGGCGUUCGGCGUAGCGUUCGGGGGCCAGGGGGGCCUGAUUCUCGGAGGAGGCGGCGGCGGCGGCGGCGGCGGCAGCCUCUCAGCCCCGGUCCCUGCCACCACCGCCGACUUCCCGGCGUCAUCGACGUCGCCGCCGCCGUGCCUGGGCCGUUCCUGCAGCGUCAUGACUGCCGAGGGCAACGACCUCCCCAGGUGGGACGAUGUUAUCCGCGGCGUGGAGUCGCCGCCGUCGUCGGGCGGGAGCAUCGACGAGGCGGACGCGAGCGGUGACCGGCUGCCUGCGGCGGCGGCGCCGCCGCCGCUCGGGGCAAGACCUGCCUCUGGUGACACCGACGACCCCGCGCCUGCCUCUGCCUCUUGCCCAGGCCUGGCCCGCGGCACCAGUUACGACGAGUGCAGAGCGGGCGUGAUGUCUCAAGAAGAGGCGGUCUCGCUCUUCGCCGCCGCUGGUGCAGCCACAGCAGAAGCCAAACCACCGGCCUCCGCCGCCGCUGCUUCCGCCGGACACGGCCAGUGGGAGGGGGCGCCCGAUGACAACCCGGACGCGCCGUUCUGCCCGGUCGCUCUAGAGCGCCACUGCUCGUCGACUUGGGCACUGCUUGACCCAACCAACGCCGGCGCUGCUGCGGCGGCGGUGACGGUGGCCGGGGAGGAAGGCGCCACCGACCACCAGCGUGCCAGCAUUGUCCCCGACCCGUGCCUAGCGGCGGAGUCGUCGGAGGAGCAGCAGCAGGCGAUUAUGUGGUACGGCGAGGGACCUCACCACUCUGCCGUCCCCGCUGGCGGCGGGCUCGAGAUGCCGCCACCCGGGGACUCGAUAGCGUUUGGUUGGUGCGAGCAGACGGAGGCAGCGGUAAACGAAGGGACGAAAUUUUUAAGCUACCAUCGAGUCACGCACGCUCAUGCCCCCCCUUGCUCGUUGACGAUUCAGGAGUGUGACUUUGAUGGGAACUGCGCCGCGACGCCUUCCAAGCCCCCCCGGGGACUGCCGCCUACCGCGGCGACAUCUUUCUUCCCAGAUCCAUCGGCGGCGGUGGCGGCCUGUACGUCUCGACCCUCGUCAAACUACCUCAACAACCGGUGCCGACUCGCCUUCUUGGGCCUCGAGAGCGAACUCCGCGAUGUCACCGUCUGCGCACGGUUCUCCGUCGACCCGGCGUCAAGGGUGGAACGGUUCGCGAGCUUGCCCUUAGAUGGGGCAGCCGGUGGCGGUGGCGGCGGCGACCCUGCCGGAGUCGUUGGUGGAAGACGGGGUCGAGCGGACGCGGCGGUAGAGUUCCCCAGCAUCAUGGAGAUCUGGCCGGAGGUGUACAAAGUGGACAACAUUCGCGUCAUGGAGGUGGACAUGGUCGUAGAAGUUCGAUCGUCAGAGGGGAAUAUCUUGUACACCGGGCCAACGCUCAAGUUGGUGGGCGCGAUGCUCGCGCCGGGAGUAGGGUAGCGGAUCGCAAUUUUGCGCGAUUUUUUGGUCCGUCGCUCGCGGGGAGUGCAGAAUGUGCGUCGAAAAUAUCGACAUCGGUAGAUCGGAGGGAGGGGGGGGGUUACUCAUUGUCGUGCAUGCCGUAGUUGUUAGACCAUUGACCUCGCAUCCCUACAAAGCCGGGACGGAGCACGCCGGGUUCUCACCGGACCAGGCUCUCACAUCACCAAGCGCGAAGCGCCGUGAGAUAUUCGGCGAGUCGCAUGAAGGGUGCGCUGCAUCCUGCUAAGGGUGUUCGGCAUCUUGUGCUUACUUCCUUGCGUACGGAUGACAGCUGCGUAUGAAUUAAUUUAUUUUCUGGUGCUUUCACUUCCAGAGACAGUUGUAAGCACUGUGUAACUGCCUCGAGGGUGCUUGACCAUUUUAACACAACGUGGUGCGAUCAUCCCCCUUGCGCGGAGUGAGGGUUCACCCCGCACAACAUGAUCUACUCAACCAUCAUUAUGGUUACCGCCCAAAAAAAAUAAACGGAGGAAAAAAAAAAAAACGGUAACCUGGUUGCCGAGUUCACGAAGUGAAUUGGCUUGUUUUACAACGUCGUUGCCAAGCGACGAAAACCCAAUCCCGAUAGGCAAACACGGGAGGGGGGGGGGUGUACUCAUAGUCGUGCAUGCCGUAGUCGUUAGACCAUUGACCUCGCAUCCCUACAAAGCCGGGACGGAGCACGCCGGGUUCUCACCGGACCAGGCUCUCACAUCACCAAGCGCGAAGCGCCGUGAGAUAUUCGGCGAGUCGUAUAAGGGCGCGCUGCAUCCUGCUAAGGGUUUUCGGCAUCUUGUGCUUACUUCCUUGCGUGUGGAUGACAGCUGCGUAUGACUUAAUUUUUUUUCUGGUGCUUUCACUUCCAGAGACAGUUGUCAGCACUGUGUAACUGCCUCGAGGGUGCUUGACCAAUUUUAGCACAACGUGGUGCGAUCAUCCCCCUUGCGCGGAGUGAGGGUUCUCGACCCCGCACAACAUGAUCUACUCGACCACCAUUAUGGUUACCGCCAAAAAAAAAAACGGGGGUAAAAAAAAAAACACGGUCACCUGGUUGCCGAGUUCACGAAGUGAAUUGGCUUGUUUUACAGUGUCGUUGCCAAGCGACGGAAACCCAAUCCCGAUGGCAAACACCGAGGGGGGGGGUAUUGGUGUGUCGUCGCUCAUGCGCCUGGUGCUCGACACUGUAGCGUAACGCGUACCACAUAUUUUAAUGAUGGAUGCAUCCCUUCACGCCUCCCUUCAUACCUUUUUCUCUGCUGUCGUUCUUCCUUUCACACGGUCCAUUCCGCGGCCGCCCUAUGGAUCACCCACCAGAUAACCUACCGGCGUUCCGCAGCACGAACGUCCGCUCCGACGGAUGCCGCUGCCGCUGCCGCCCUCAUGGCCUGACGGGAGAGGCUCUCGCGGAGAAGGUCGUUGUUUCCUAUCAGACAGAAAAAAUAUUCGUCCAAGGCGGGUCUUCGGUUUCAACACUAAUUUACAUGCAUCUGUCUUGUGUAGAGUGCCUCCGGAGGGGGGAAAGCCGUGGUGCGGGCGUGCCUGCUGCUGUGUGUAGAGUCGAGGGAGGGAAGGAGCCCCGUCGGAGGGGCGAGAGCUUCGCUCGCUCUUGUGUUCCCGAGAAUUUUUUUUGCAGUACUGUGUAUCGACCCUGGUCCGGUCCACAGCAGCAAUCCUCGGCAGACAUGGAAGGCGGUUUUUGAGAGGGUCUAUCGAGGCGGUACUUUUCUCUGGCGUUUAUUUCAUCGGGAACUCUUUGUGCUUGUCUUUCUUGAGUAGGUCUUCUGGUGGUGCUGGUGGUGGUGCUGCCGUUAUUGUUGUACUAUCUGCGCAAUAGUUGCUGCACACGCGGGGUGCUUUGUCCAUGCUUUUAGGGUCCGUCAGCCCCCUUCGUGAUCGUGUUUCCUGCCUAUUAAUUGUUGUUGUUGUGCAAUGGGACGGCUAGCCAUACCUGUUGGCUGUCUGUGUACGCCCCUUGUCCGUGUUUGUGUCUUCCUCAUUUGCAUCGACCGUGCUAACCGGCUGACCACUGAAAGUACACCAGUCUCAGUGCGGUGUGUGUGUGUGUGUGUGUGUGUGUGUGUUUACUACUCGCGUCGAUCGCGCGCUAGCCGGCCGACCAAUCAAAGGACCUCAGUCUAAGCGAGACUGAAAACAGAAAAGCAGGCGCUUCUUCCAAGACCAUGAUCUGGGAUCCCGUGAGGAAGUGUCAUGGGAGAGGCUUUGCUUCUGUGUGCACGGCCAGCUUGUUUUGCCCGGUUGUUGCGGCUAUCGUCGUACGUGCUCACGCAGAUAGGUAUGUUAUGGUGAGCUCGAUGACCUGGUUUUGGCAGGACUGCAUCAUUCCUCGCGUGGCGAAAGACAGUAACUUUCCUGGGGGUGGGGGCUCCGCAUCGUGUCUUGUGCGCGGUUUGUGUAUUUUUGCGGGAACUCUGUGGUUGUUGUUAUUGUUCGUGUCCAGUCCUUCCUUACCCACUCGCGUGGCCCCUCUGCUUGUCUUUUCGCGGGUGUGGGCUUGUGUGCGGUGUACUGUAGUGCUUGCUGGUUGUACUGUCCAAUAGGUUCUCGAUUGCUUUUAUCUUUUUCAGGGUGAUUUUCCGCCCUGGGUGGGGGGAGAGGGGCGCGUGAAAUUGUGCGUGUGCUCGGUAUUCCGUCGUCUCGACUCGUUCCUCGCUUGAAGGAAGGUAUCUACGAGCCGUAUGGGUCGCUUGGAAUUUCGGUUGGCGGGCUUGAACAACGGCGACAACCCUUGCACAUUUCAGCUUGUGCGCUCUACCUGCCGAAGGUGGACUUGUCGUUGUUUUAACGACCUUUUCGUCCGGGUGUUACAAGCAACUCAAAAGUAUCUGUACGGGUGAGCGAUUUACUCGCUGGGGUAGUAGUAAUCAUUCGACAACCACCUUUCAGAGAGUGGUGUGAUGUGAUGUGAUGUGAUGUGCCGUGGCGCAAGUUUUGGAAGUAUUGUGUGUCUUUAUUAUUAGCAUUGACCGUGCUAACCGGCUGAUAACUGCAUGAAUACGUUAUGUGUGUGUUUUGCUGCUCCUUCUGGUGGAUGACGAUGGUUGCUUGGCUUACGGAGGAUAGGCGACGAUUUCUGUUUGGGCGGAAGGGAUGCAUGUGCUAUGCUUAGCUCUCUCCCCCAUCGUAUCCCCCGCGUACAGAUUUCUCGGCUGAUCGCGUCUAGCGGGGUAUUGUAGUGGUGGUCAUGAUGAAGUUAUCUCCUUGUUGUGGACUGGCAGUAAGUGCUCUUAUUAUGUUGUUGUUUAAGACUACUACUCUGUUUGCACGCUUGAUUAUUUUCGGGUGUGGUCGGCCUCUUGACGUACGUGUGGUGGGGAGUGGGUGACCGCGAUGGCAUGCAUUGUAACACGUGGGCUUGAGCUUGGGUUGCGUGUACUGUAUAGACUAUAGUUCGAGCCUCGUCGCCCUUCCUUGUGGGCUCUUACAACUAGUUUCCGUGGUUUGCGGUCUGUCUUGUCUUCCGGGGACAUGAUCCCUAACUGAUUGCGUGUAACUCUGGGGUGCCUAUGAAAAGAGGUGCUUACAUUGCACGCGCAUAGGUCCGAAUCGUUUGGCGCCAGGAGGUCGGGAGGAACGCCAGGCGGAAUUUGAUGUAUGUAGUUCCUGCCGUCCUAUGACCCGUCAUGUGUGAUUUAGAGUUUUUUCGAAGGAGAAUCAUACAGUUGAACGAUCGAUAUGCCGUGCUGUACGGGGUGUUUUGUUUCGUGAGAACGUGUAACAAUAAGAAGAGCAAGCGCUUAGCUUGGCGAUACGGCGCAGGACCGCAUGGCACUUCAGACUACAUGCUUUGUGUGGUAACUGCUGCUGUUGCAUUGUUUGUGCUUGUCAGUCGUUUGUCGUUCCGUCUGCCCUACUACCGUAGCACGUUCGGUGGUGGAGGCAGGUGGGGGAUACUUCCUGGCGAUAUCAUUCCCUGACUCCGAGGCUUCUACACAUGUGACAUGUUUCUAUUAAUCAGCUCCCGUGCCUGCUGAUAUACCUCGCUUUCGAGCCGCUAACGUUCGAACAUGAUGCGGGCUCCUCCCAGCUUUCCCUUGUAUGAGUGGGUCGGCUAUAUGUGCCCCCUAUCAUUCCCGCGUGUCUGUCGAUGUCGAUCUUGUCAUGUUUCGCUUUGUGGUUUGUCUUCUUUCGACGGUGGUGGGAUCUUUCGAGGUCACUGCAUUCUGUUUGCUCGCAAUGUGGAUCCUAUUAUUUUACAUUGUUAUUUCAGGGUUCGGAUGGCCACGGGAUUCCAUGUAUUUGUUCGUCGAGGAAAACGGGGAAAGAGAAAAGAAGUGAUGUUGGCAAGGGGGCACAACCG